Mitosporidium daphniae is the source of this 2220-nucleotide messenger RNA. RefSeq names its product putative heat shock protein Hsp88. NCBI's taxonomy places the organism in Eukaryota, Fungi, Microsporidia. Gene Ontology annotation, molecular function: ATP-dependent protein folding chaperone; ATP binding. Gene Ontology annotation, cellular component: nucleus; cytosol. The record is from RefSeq and is a predicted model, not a curated record. Gene Ontology annotation, biological process: protein folding. Bases 1 to 2220 code for a protein of 739 amino acids. The transcript has a single exon.
AUGUCCGUUGUCGGUAUCGAUUUUGGAUCGCAAAAUACAGUGGUUGCUGUUGCACGCAACCGGUCCAUUGACGUUAUCACGAAUGAGGUUUCUAACCGCCUCUCACCCUCUAUGGUCUGCUUCGACAUGGCGACCGGACGGCGAUAUAUUGGGGAGGCCGCAAAAACCUUCGAGAUGUCCAAGUUAAAUUCGACCAUGGGCCAAUUGAAACGACUGAUCAUGUUGGCAGCUGGCGACAAGCCAGCUCCAGGAGACUUGGAUGCAUAUGAGAGCGUGAAUGGAUUUAAUAUGCAAACCGGCGAAUUUGUGGGCCAUGCUACGGCUGUACAGGCUGUAGCAAUGUUCCUGGGUUACAUUCGUGGUGUAACACGAACAGCUCUUGGAGGCGCUGCAGCACCAAACAUCAGUGAUUGCGUGAUUAGCGUUCCUGCUUCCUGGGGCGAUGCUCAUCGCCGCAUCCUAAUGGAUGCUGCUGCGGUGGCAGGUUUGGGGCCGUUAAUGCUACUCGGUGAAGGCACAGCCACAUCGCUUGCCUAUGGGCUCUCACAUCUUGAUGCCAUACCGAAAGACGGCAUGAUGCUGUUGAUAGUGGACAUUGGCCACUCCUCCACGCAAGUUCAACUUUGUAACCUCACGGGACAAGGUUUACACGUUUUGGGGGAAGCAUGGGACACCUCUCUUGGCGGUCGAGACAUCGAUGCAGCACUUGCUAGCUAUUUAGCGAAUCGCUUAGAAAGCGAGUUUCCAAAAAAAUGGGCCGGUCUUUCUGCCUCUCCCAAAGCCAUGGUGCGACUGCGCAUGGCGUGCGAACGUGCAAAGAAGAUGCUCUCAGCCUCCUCUAUUGCGCGGCUGUCUGUGGAAGCGUUGUAUAAUGAUCAGGAUAUGUCUGAAAUACUGUCACGCGAAGAACUUGUACAGGUGAUGAAAGAACAAAUCGACUUUUUUGGCCGCCUGCAUGCUGUCCUGGCACGAGUCGCCGAUGCGCCCAAAGCAACGCCCGAUACUGAAGUUACAGCUGAUGGCUCUGCAACGCCAUCUUCUCGUACUCCCACACACAUAGAGGUGGCAGGUGGUACUACACGCAUUCCCGCCAUCAAAGAGCAUAUCUCAGCCUUCUUCGGCGGACUUCCUGUCUCGCUCGGCCUGAAUCAAGAUGAAGCGAUCGCUCGUGGUUGCGCCUAUCAAUGUGCAAUGCUUUCUCCGGUCUUCAAGGUACGCCCGUUUGAAGUGCGGGCGGUCAACUCGCUUUCUUAUGUGCUUUCGUGGGAAAAUAUGGGGGAUCGCUCUUCCGUUGCAUUGAUAGGGCCCUGUACCGCCCUUCCUGCUUCGCGUGCCGUCACUUUUUCACUGAGACAACUGCCGCUAGAGCUGACCCUGGAGGCAGAGGGCAAGCCUCAAGCGCGCUACCUUCUCUCAGUGCAGGAGGGAGAUGCCAAUGCUAUCUCAGAUGCCCAGGUUAAAAUUAAGGUUCGAUGCAGCGCUUCGGGAAUUAUUUCCAUCGAUCCUAAAGCAUCGGUCUGGGUUCGCUCAUCGCCAUCGGCUAAUUCCGAGUCUGCAGAAACUAAUAGUAAUGAGGCCCCGGAAGCAACUAGCAGCAACACCUCUAUGCUGGUGCGUUGUGAGACUUCUUGUGCCGCUGUCGCUACGCUGGCUUCGCAUUCUUUACCGCGAGAAGAAGUGCAGCGCUUAGCAACAGUUGAGGCCAACCUCGCAGCUGCAGACAGAGCCAUGUUUGAGGCAGAAACCGCUCGAAAUGCCCUUGAAGAGUUUAUCUACGAAAAGCGCGACGGGCUUUCUGGCUCUUUUUGUCCUUUCCUCUCUUCGCCUGAGGAAGAGUCCACACUUAAGGCAGCUUUGAAUGAUGCCGAAUCAUGGCUUUAUCCUGAUGAGGAAUGCUCCUCGCAGUCUUCUUUAACUCCACAGGAGAUCUCUUCUGCUGCCCAUAAGCGGCUUUGCCUAAUGAAAGACCUUUUCUAUCCCAUCAUAGAGCGGGCGCGUGCAUACGAGGAAGCUACGGAACGGCUUAUGCUUGCGAAUCGUGCCGCUGAGCGUCUUGGCCUCCCCACAGAACAGCCAGCGCCGCCCCCUCGUACUGCCGAGGUUUUCGAAGCCGCUCAGCGCGUGGAGGCCGCCUCCGCGGAAUCUAUUUCAACUGAUGGCAGUACAACUGCAAUGGACGCCCAAAACGAUGUACCUAAUGAUACCACUGACCCUCAGUGA